Penicillium daleae is the source of this 411-nucleotide messenger RNA. RefSeq lists its product as uncharacterized. The record is from RefSeq and is a predicted model, not a curated record. The transcript has 2 exons. Bases 1 to 411 code for a protein of 136 amino acids. NCBI's taxonomy places the organism in Eukaryota, Fungi, Ascomycota, Eurotiomycetes, Eurotiales, Aspergillaceae.
AUGGCCAAUAACCGGGUCCCCAUCAACUAUGAAACGCCCCGGUUUCCCUCGUUGUACAAUCCACUCCCAUUUCACCACAAAGAGGCGUAUUACCUCUACUACACGUCGGAUAUCUGGCGCUUCACGAUCUACUGGACACUACUCUUCUAUGGCGCGACACACCUCACCGUCGCCGGAUGCGCGGUUCUAACGCACUGCCGGAAUUGGAGCGUUAUAUGGCUUGUCCCGUUGUUGUAUAGUGUGGUUGCGGGGCUGGAAGGGCUGUUGGCUGGGAGUAUUGUCGGGCUUGUACUUGGGGCUGUGUAUCAAGCAGGCAAUUUUAGAAUGUCGACUUUCUUGCCCAUGAUUUGGGGCGGUGUCAAUGUGAUGGUUCUCAUUGUCACGAGUUAUCCAAUGCAGGGGGGUCUUUGA